GGGAUGUGCCUAGUCUGGGCUCUCCCUCAGCCCGCGGUCAGAAAUUUUGUGAGCUGCUCAACAUUGCCUUUCAUAAGUUUUCGGCCGAUGCAGAGCUUCCUUGAGUGCAAAAGCUGAUGCUUUGGUCCAAGUCCAUGAGACAUCUAGCAUUCCUUCUCGCAAUACCCCAGCUCUUGGCAUCUCAGGAGGAGAGACCUAUGGGCAGAAGAUUAGGGAGUCAUGUGCAACCUGGUUCCAGGCACUUGAGUCGGCUUCUGCGAUCCGAAGGUUUGAAAGAGCGAGCCGCAAACUUGCACGAGCAGACUGAGCAGAUAGCAGAAGAAGAUACCACUGGCCCUGAUGAAGACCUGCAUGUCGACAAAGGCCGGAAGAAACAUCAAGGCCAACAUUCCGCGACAGUGGACAGUGAUGGUUCAGUGGCAAGGAAUGUCAAGAAAGAUGCAAGCAAGAACCGUGCAACAGGUCUUUCUUCAAGAAAGCUGAUCUCCCACACGGUGAAGGUGCAAGAUGUUCAGACAGACUCAAAAGCCUCAAAGGAUGGCAGGGAGUUUGACGAUGAUGAUGACCCACCGCAGGAUUGUGAGUACGCAGACUGGGAAAAAUGGUCCGAAUGCAGUGAAUCCUGUGGUGGAGGAUCAAGAUCUCGGACUAGAGGUGUCAAGCAGGAGGGUGACAACGGAGGCACAGAAUGCAAAGAUUCCAAGAAGAAGCAGAUUGAGGACUGUAACUCUGAGAAUUGUCCUGUGGACUGCGUGAUCAGUGACUGGCAGGAUUGGAGCAAAUGUACUCCUGACUGUUCUGGGAAACGCAGUAGAUCCCGGACCAUCAUACAGGCAGCCAAGUACGGUGGUGAGGCAUGCGGUGACGCCAAAGAGGAUGAAUCUUGUGAUGGUGUCUGCACGGACUGCGAGUAUCAGGACUGGUCCGCAUGGCAGGAUUGUCCUGUCACUUGCGGUGGAGGCAAGCAAAACCGUACCCGUGAUGUAGCUGUGCCAGCUACCAAUGGCGGGAAAGAGUGUGUUGGGAACGCCACAGAGUCUAAAGCAUGUCGUGAAGAAGCCUGCCCAGCAGAUUGUGUUCUGGAUGAUUGGACAGCUUGGAGCGCUUGCGAACCCUACUGCCUAGGAAACAUGACUAGACAGAGGGGCAUAAAGACACCUCCUUCCAACGGUGGGGCUGCGUGCGGUGCUCAAAACGAAACGAAGGCAUGUGGCAACUUCUGCAUGAACUGCCGCUGGGACGACUGGAGCCCUUGGACCAACUGCAGCUCUGCUUGCGCCGGCGGCAAGACAAACCGGAGCACAGAUCAAACACUUGUGAUGCCAAAGGCAGAAGCUUCAGCUGCAGGUGCUUUGCUCGAGGCCGAACCAGUGGUAGAAACAGCGACUGCAGCAACUGCGGUAAAGGCAGAAAAGAUUUACGGCUUCGAACUCAAGGUCAACAAGAUGUGCGACAAGGCACACCAGGAUGCCAAAAGCCUCUCCUUAAGCAAGGCCAAAGAGCAGUGUCAGGCUGAUGCGAACUGUUUUGGCCUCUUCGAUGCUGAGUGCGAUGGUAAGGAGGUCGCCUUCUGCAGUAGUGGUUUUGUGCAGCAGCCACAGAAUGCUUCCUGUACAUACACCAAGAAGGAGAUCGGUGGAGGUGCUCCUUGCGAAGGUGAAGGAUUUGAGUCCAAGGAUUGCAACACAGCUCCUUGUCCGCGGGACUGCAUCUACACUGACUGGACCAAGUGGUCCAUCUGCGAGCCUUUCUGCAAGGGCAAUCAGAGCCGUAGCAGAAAGCGAAAGGUUGAGGCGGCAGAUGGGGGUAAACCCUGCUCCAAGGAGGACGAAGAAGAAAAGCGUAACUGCACCAACGAUUGCGCAGACUGUCGUUGGGAAGAAUGGAGCGAAUGGGCAACAUGCACAGCCACUUGCGGAGGUGGAACUCGCAGCCAUAGCCGCGACAUAGCAUCACCUCUACAGGGCGAAGGGCAGAACUGCACCGGGCCUAGCUCCGAAGAGAAGCCGUGCAACGAGCAAAGGUGCCCCAGGGAUUGCGUUCUGAGCGAUUGGACCGCUUGGACUCCAUGCGAUCCAUACUGCUCCGGCUCCAAGAAUCGGACUCGAGCCAUGGUCAGCAAUGCUACAGAUGGCGGCAAGCCAUGUGGUGAUUUGCUGGAGAAGAAGGCUUGCAGCAACGUUUGUGAAGAGUGCAAGUGGUCCCAUUGGUCUGCCUGGGCCCCAUGCUCGAAGACUUGCUCAGGUGGUGUUCAGAACCGGACCCGCUUCAUUGCUGUUGCGGCAGUGGGCGAGGGUGUAAAGAACUGCUCUGGUGAUUCCUCCCAAAUGCAAGGUUGCAACUUGGAAGAGUGUCCUUCGGACUGCCAGUACGAGGAUUGGGAUAGUUGGUCCGCAUGCAAGCCUUUUUGCAAGGGAUCGCGAGAGAGGAGCCGUACCGUGAGGGCUGAGCCAACUUUCGGGGGUGCAGCCUGCAGCAACCUUUCGCAGAAGGAGGCCUGUAGCAAUAUAUGCACCGACUGCGUCUGGUCCCAUUGGACGAAGUGGAGCCCUUGCUCCGCCACUUGCGCAGCAGGGUCGCAGGAGCGAAGUCGUAGAAUCGCUGAAGAGCUGCAGGGUCACGGCAAGAACUGCACUGGUCCCGCAAAGGAGACGAAGACCUGCAGCCUGGAGGAAUGCCCCGUCGACUGUGUGCAGGGCGAGUGGCAAGAUUGGACCCUCUGCGAACCUUACUGCGAUGGAGUUCAAAAAAGAACCCGACCUGUUCUGGUCCCAGCCUCGAAUGGUGGCGUUCCCUGUGGCCUACACAUGGAGUCGAGACAGUGCAACAACACUUGCUUGGAUUGUCUGUGGUCAGACUGGCUGGACUGGGACCCUUGUGAUGCAAGCUGCGAUGGAGGGUCACAGUCGCGCACGCGAAGCAUUGAUCGACCCAAAGUUGGCCAAGCCCAAGACUGCAUAGGUGCGAGCAAGGAGUCUAAGGACUGCAACACCAUGAGUUGUCCUGUUGACUGUCAAACGAGUGACUGGACCAAGUGGUCCACUUGCAGCCCCUACUGUUUGGGCACGCAGAAUCGCAGCCGCACCGUGAUGUCCCCCGCGUCCAACGGUGGCGCAGCUUGCGGUGUCCUCAACCAAUCGCAGCGUUGCACCAAUUUUUGCAUGGACUGCCAGCUCUCUGACUGGACUGGAUGGUCAAAGUGCAGCAAGAGCUGUGAAGGUGGUAUUCAGCAUCGGCUCCGGGAUGAAGUGUACGUGCAACGCAGGGCAGCAUUCAGCCUCAUGGAGCAAGAGAGUGCCAAGUCUUCCACAGGAGCUUUUGGCUACCAAAAGAGCAUGGGUGUAAGGUGUGACCCGGCCAACCAGCGCAACUUGGAUGGCGCUGGAAGCCCACAAGAUGCCGAAGCUCUGUGCAGUGCGGAUCCAUCUUGUGGAGGUCUCUAUGACCGCGGCUGCGAUAAUUGGCUCACCUUGUGCAAUGUAAACUUCACCCUGGAGCAUGAAGAGGGCUCAUGCAGCUACCUCAAACAGGAGAUCGGCCAGGGUCAGCCUUGUGAGGGCGACAUUAGCCAAACAAUGACGUGCAAUGAACAACUUUGCCCAGUGGAUUGCGUCAUGACGAGCUGGAGCGACUGGUCGCCAUGUGAACCGUAUUGCAACGGCACACAGACCAAAACCAGGGAGAUAAAAACCCCAGCUGCCUUUGAUGGUGAAGAAUGUGGUCCGACCAAAGAGGAGCAGAACUGCACGAACUACUGCGUUGACUGCAGUUGGACCGAUUGGUCGCAAUGGGACAUUUGCAGCGUCUCUUGUGGUGGUGGCACUGCGCGAAGAAGCCGCAAGAUCAACGAACUGAAGCAAGGAGGUGGAGCGCAAUGCCGUGGGGAAAGCGAGGAGUCACAGCCAUGCAACGCGCAGGAGUGUCCCAUUGACUGUGAAUUCUCCUCCUGGGGCGAUUGGUCCUCUUGUGAGCCCUACUGCAAAGGCGGUCAGGAGCGUCAUCGAGAAGUCACCAGGGAACCCGCUUUUGGUGGUAAGAGCUGUUAUGUCCUUGCUACCGAAGGGGCCCUGAGCAAUGAGACCGUUGGAGUUACCUCCCAGAUGCGACCCUGCUCCAAUUGGUGCAGAGACUGCAGCUGGUUGGACUGGACGCCAUACUCGAGAUGCUCUGCAAGUUGCGGAGGAGGUACCAAGUCGCGCUUCCGCGAUCAGCUCUUCGUGCUGCAAAGCAAGAAGUCAGGCUUUGAAGCAGCUUCUAGCAAUGCGGUUUAUGGCUACGAGCUGAAGAUGAACCUCAAAUGCGACGCUUCGAGCAUGCGCAAAGAAAUCAUGACGCUUCAAGCAGCAAGGGAGAAAUGCAAUGCCGACCCUGAUUGUGGAGGAGUCUAUGACGAGGGCUGCGAUGGCUCUGUAGCACUGUGCGAAGUCAAUUUCAACCUUGAAGCGGAAGAAGGCUCGUGCAUCCGGACAAAAUUGGAGAUGGGCAAAGGAACCGACUGUGAAGAGAUCGACAACAAAGAAACUCAGAACUGCGGCACUGCCAGCUGCCCCAUCGAAUGCGAGUACAGCGACUGGACCGCUUGGUCGCCUUGUGAGCCCUUCUGCAAUGGCACCCAAACUCGGAGUCGGGCCAUCAUUACCGAGUCACCAGAUGGGCCCUGCCUUGACACCUCUGAGUCACAAGAGUGCAGCAACCUGUGCACGGAUUGCAGGUGGUCUGAUUGGGAAAAGUGGAGCCCUUGCAGUGUCUCCUGCAAUGGGGGCUCCCAGAUGCGGAAACGUGAGAAGGCUGUGGAACAGGCAGGAAGAGGAAAAGACUGCGUCGGCAACAGCACGGAAUCCAAAGGUUGCGGGGAUCUGAACUGCCCUCAAGACUGCGAGAUGUCUGACUGGACGGCCUGGUCCACAUGUGAGCCUUUCUGCAGUGGGAAGCAGGAGAGGAGCCGCAAAAUCCUGAAAACAGCCAGGUUUGGUGGUGCUACAUGUGGUGAACCUGCUGAGCAAAGAGAGUGUGCAAAUGUCUGUAUGGACUGCGUGCUCUCAGGAUGGGCUGAAUGGACAGUCUGCAGUUCAAGUUGCGGAAGUGGCAGCAGACAACGUUUGAGGACUGAGAGCUAUACCCAGAGGAACAAGACAAUCUCCAAGAGCGCAGUCUCUUUGCUGGAAAUGGCUUCCCAGGCUGUGGGAUAUGAGAAGAAGAUGGCUGUGAAGUGCGACGAGGAGCACCAGAGGAAGGUGGACGCGGCAGCUCCCCUGGCAGCUCAGGAAGCAUGCAACAACGAUGAGAAGUGCGGAGGCCUCUACGACAAGGGUUGCAAGAACUUCUGGGCUAUUUGCGACACUGGAUUCAUUUUGGAGGAGGAGGUGGGAUCGUGCUCCUACAUCAAGAAGGAGAUUGGAGCUGGAGAAUCCUGUGACGGAAAUAUUGCGCAGGAGGAGGACUGCAAUGACCAAGACUGCCCAAUUGAUUGCAACUACACAGAAUGGACAGCGUGGUCAGCCUGCGAGCCAGCGUGCUCAGGGAUCACAAACAGGAGUCGAACUAUCAUCCAGGAGCCGCAGCAUGGUGGAGAGGCAUGUGGAAAGAUUGCAGAGGUGACCAACUGUUCCAACACCUGUGUGGACUGCGAAUACUAUGCUUGGGGUCCCUGGGAGGAUUGCACAGCGUCAUGUGGUGGUGGCACUCGUGUGCGAGCGAGAGAAAUUGCCGUUCAACAAGAAGGUGGUGGACGCCCUUGUCCAGGCAAUGCGACAGAGGUGGAAGCAUGUGAGACAGAGAUCGAAUGCCCUAUCGAUUGCAAGCUCUCUGAUUGGGAAGCUUGGACUCCUUGCAACCCCUAUUGUCAGGGAGACCAGCAGAGGAGUCGCAGCAUCAUCAGCCUGCCGUAUGCCGGCGGAGUGGCAUGUGGAGAGACGUCCCAGGUUGUGAAUUGCAGCAAUGCCUGUGUUGAUUGCGUGGUCACAGACUGGAGCGACUGGACUGAGUGUUCAGCCACUUGUGGUGGAGGCAGCAACUCCAGGUCUCGAAGCAUCAUCGUUCAUGCGCAAGGUGAGGGUGUCCUCCGCUGUCCUGACCAGCUCGAGCAGACAAAGGAAGACAUGUGUGCUCCCAUGGACUGCCCAGUGGAUUGCCAGUGGGCUGACUGGACGCCUUGGGACGGUUGCACUGCUACCUGUGGAGAGGGGACACAGGAUCGCACACGUGAAGAGGCGAUCACUCCAGCUGCUGGAGGUGCGCCAUGCGAGGGCAGCAACCGAGAGUGGAAGGCCUGUGACCUCGAGCUCUGCCCCCUGGACUGUCAAUGGGGUGAUUGGAGCGAGUGGGGCAAUUGCAGCAGAACCUGCGACAGCGGAUUCCAACGUAGAAACAGGUCCAUUGUCUUUCCGAAGCAAGGCGAGGGCGCUGACUGUGACGACCGCUUCGAGGAGAGCCAGCCCUGCAGCCAAGAAGGUUUCCUUGUUGGGCUAAGGGAAGGAGGGAGGGCACUGUAUGGAUCGCGGGCUUCAGCAUAUCCAAGCCCCCUUGACUGGCAGGAAUGGUCAGAGUGCUCAACCUCUUGUGGGCCAGAUGGACGGCGCAAACGCAUACGGGAUGCCGAGUCAGAGAUUGAAGGUGGCAGGCCUUGCAAUGAAAGCUUCGAAGAUAUCGAGGUUUGUGGUCUUGCAGGGUGUCCUCGCAACUGCAUUUGGGGUGAAUGGGGUGGCUGGAGCAACUGCACCAAGAGCUGUGGAAAAGGCAUUGCAUUCCGGGAAAGAGUACAACUGGUGGCGGCAGCCUUUGGAGGAUUCUGCGAAGGGAGUGCAGUACAAACCAACUUCUGCAACGAUGUGCCAUGUCCUGAAGACUGCGCAUGGAAUGAUUGGGGUGAUUGGUCUAACUGUACAGAGCCGUGUGGAAGCAGUGCCGCGGGGACAAAGGUCCGCCUUCGAACCAAGUUGGGCCCCUUCAACGGAGGGGAGGACUGCGUCGGCCCUGACAGUGACACAGCGGCUUGCAAUGCUCCUGGUGGCUGCUCAGUGAACUGCUCUUGGGAGGCAUGGAACGAGUGGACUGCAUGCUCCAGGAGCUGCCGGACGGGCACGCGUUCCAGAUAUCGCUUUGUGGACACAGAGGCAUUUGGUCCUUUGGGCCUCAACUGCACUGGUGCACCUGUUCAGGAGGAGCCAUGUGACACCCACACUCCUUGCCCUGUCGAUUGUGACUUCGAAGACUGGAACGAUUGGGGCAGUUGUUCCGUACAACCUUGUGGACCCGCUCGGCGAAGCAGGUGGCGGGAGGAAGGUGAUCCUGCCAAACAUGGCGGAGCUCCUUGCGCAGGCAUGACUAAUGAGACGGAGGACUGUGAAAUUGCGGGUGCUCCGCCACCUGUUCCUUGCAAUGUGACCAGCGUGGAUGUCACCAUACCUUUCUCCGGAAAGGCAACGGUCACAACUCCUCCAGGCAAUGGUUCCGAGACAGAGGCUGUAGCUGAGAUCGCCGCGGUGGAGGCAGCGAGAUCAGCAGCUGCCAGGGGUGCUUCGCCAGAAGAACAGGCUGCUGCUGCGGGAGAGGCCGCGUCCAACGCACCAGGUGGCAACGCUACCAUGGCAGCAGAGGCCGCGCUCAGUGCUGCGAAGGCAGCAGGUGCUUCCCCGUCUCAACAGGUGUUGGCCGCAGCAGCGGCAACAGCGGCAGCAGCGGCCAAAGCCAGUGGUGGAGAUCCAAGGAAGGCCAGUGAAGAUGCAGCAGCUGCGGCCUCACAGAUUGCCAAAGAGACAAAUCUGAGCUCAGCUGAGGAGGCCAGCUACACAGCUGCAGCUGCGCGUGACGCCGCAGUGAAUUCAGCCACAGACGUGACAGAAGUCGCGAAGGCAGCCCUGGAGGCUGCGAAAGCGGCAGGUGCCACGGCCACCGAACAGGUGGCAGCAGCUGCAGUGGCAGCCUCUGACGUGGCCAAGAAGCAGGGAGCCAAUGCCGAACAGGCCGCAGAAGUUGCAGUGGCUGCAGCAAAGGCAGCAGGAGCUUCGCCACAGGAGCAGUCCGCUGCUGCCACCAUGGCGUACAGCAGGGCAGGUGGCAACGAGACCUUGAACGCCUCCAACCUGGGUUUGCCGCCUGUGGUUGGAAGACCGAAUGUGUCAGAAGAGGAGGCCGAAGAGAUAGCCGAGAAGGAGCCUGAAUCUGUGACUGGAAGUGAAAUCCUCGAGGUGAGUGAUCCGGAUGCCUUCAUCAACGACGCCUCCGCUUUGGAAGCAGUACGGGAUGCCCUAGCUGAAGAACUUGGAGUUGAUCCGGAUGCCAUUGUUAUAACGGCUGCUGUUACCACGGAGACUUCUGCGACUGUGCCAGCUUUGUUGGAGAUGGCCCGAAAGACAUCCAUUGCGAGGAGGCAAGCAAGGCAAGUGAGGCAAGCUCCGGCAAGUGGUGAGGUCAACAUCACCUACAAAGUGGUGCCCAGUGUCAGCUCAAAGACCAGUGACGAAGUGAUUGAAGCAGUUCGGAAGUUGGACUCGGACCGUGCCUCAAAGUUGCACGAGAGAGUGUUUGAAGAGAAGCAGCUCCCAUAUCGGGUGCAAGUUGCAGAUCUCGAGGUCGCUGUCACAGAUAAGGACAAAGGCACAGCCAAAGAAGAGGGUGCUCUGAAGCCAAAGAGCAUCAGAAGUAGCGGCAGGACCUUAGGAUUCUCAGGUUUGCUGUUCUCUGCGCUGUGUGUGUUCAUAGCGAUUAUAUAGACAAGCUUUGCCAGACUGAAUUGCUGAUCUGAAAGCUUUGCUGC
Molecule: messenger RNA, 8755 nt
Organism: Cladocopium goreaui
Lineage: Eukaryota; Dinophyceae; Suessiales; Symbiodiniaceae
Source: the annotation of a GenBank genome assembly